Fraxinus pennsylvanica is the source of this 477-nucleotide messenger RNA. Lineage: Eukaryota; Viridiplantae; Streptophyta; Magnoliopsida; Lamiales; Oleaceae. The record is from the annotation of a GenBank genome assembly.
AUGUCGAACGAGAGCAAGAAGAUAACGCUGAAGAGCUCUGAUGAGGAGGUUUUCGAGGUGGAGGAGGUGGUGGCGAUGCAGUCUCAGACCAUCAAAUAUAUGAUCGAGGACGACUGCGCCGGUAACACCAUUCCCGUUCCCAACGUUACCGGAAAUAUACUCUCCAUGGUCAUUGUAUACUGUAAGAAGCAUGCUGAAGCCGCCGCCGCAGAAGCCAACGACGAUGUUGCAGAGAACGACCUCAAGGCUUUCGACUCCGAAUUUGUCAAAGUCGACAAGGACAUACUCUUCGAGCUUAUUAUGGCUGCUAACUAUCUGAAUAUCAAGAGUCUUCUAGAUCUUACUUGCCGAACUGUUGCAGACAUGAUUAAGGGGAAAACACCAGAGGAGAUUCGAAAGAUAUUCAACAUAAUAAAUGACUUCACUCCCGAAGAAGAAGAGAAGAUCCGAAUAGAGAACCAAUGGGCUUUUGAGUAG